ACAUCACCACCGACAACCGACACGCCCAUACCACCACCACAUUAGCGCCAACUCGACCUAACCCGUCUCCGGAUCCUCGGUCUUCCACCCCGUACAGUCGACUCCCCAAACGCGCAUCACCUGCAGUCAUGGCAGACGAAAAACACCAGGAUGAGAAGCUCGAGGCUCAGAUCAAGUCCGUGGACAUGAAUGAGGACAUGCAGCAAGAAGCCAUUGAAGUUUCGCAGGAGGCCAUGAACAAAUACAGCAUCGAGAAGGAAAUUGCUCAGCACAUCAAGCGCACUUUCGACGAACGGAAGGGCGCAACAUGGCAUUGCAUUGUCGGCCGGAACUUUGGCUCCUUUGUUACUCACGAAACGAAGCACUUCAUCUACUUCUACCUCGGACAUUGCGCUAUCCUGCUGUUCAAGACUCAGUAGACCAGCGAGAUACAUCAAUCAAGCUGGCCUCUUCAUCCUGAACGUGUUCCGAGCAGAUGAGAUCCCAUAUCGUAAAUUCAUUGGCGUCGCUGAAAUUUGUACAUUCCGGUUGACAAUUCAUAAAUAUAUUUCGUGCCUCU
Sphaerulina musiva SO2202 is the source of this 559-nucleotide messenger RNA. Its product is annotated as dynein light chain. Bases 129 to 419 code for a protein of 96 amino acids. Gene Ontology annotation, biological process: cilium assembly; microtubule-based process. Lineage: Eukaryota; Fungi; Ascomycota; Dothideomycetes; Mycosphaerellales; Mycosphaerellaceae. The record is from RefSeq and is a predicted model, not a curated record. Gene Ontology annotation, molecular function: dynein intermediate chain binding; dynein light intermediate chain binding. Gene Ontology annotation, cellular component: cytoplasmic dynein complex. The transcript has 7 exons.